Messenger RNA from Cricetulus griseus (Chinese hamster), 807 nucleotides. Lineage: Eukaryota; Metazoa; Chordata; Mammalia; Rodentia; Cricetidae. The record is from RefSeq and is a predicted model, not a curated record.
GAUCCCACACUCUUCGCUUUGACCUCACGACCAUUUCUCUGGACGUGCCAGACAAGAUCCUGGCUCUUGGGUACUUUGAUGAUAAGCCCUUCCUGCGCUACAAGGGGGACAACAGGACAGCAGAGGCUUUGACGCCCAGGUUCAAGGGACAUGCGGUAGAUGAGACCCAGGCAAGAGAGACUGAGGGCCUGUGGAAGGAGCAACUCAGAGCGAUGCUGGCUGAGGUCACAAGAGAGAGAAGCCAAGACAGGGGCCUUCACACCAUCCAGGUGACCUUUGGCUGUGAGCUUCAUAGGAACGGGAGCACUAGAGGCUUCUGGCACUUGGGCUAUGAUGGGCAGGACUCCAUCACAUUUGAUCAGAAGACUCUUGAGUGGACAAUGGCUGUGCCCUCCACCAAGAAGACCAAGAACUUCCGGGAGAUAUAUGCAUCCAAAGCUGCUCAAGUUAAGACUUUCUUGGAGGGCACAUGUCCUGCUCAGCUCCAGAAACACCUGGCUUCCUCAAAGAACUUUCUGCUGGAUACAGGUCCCCCGGAGGUGAAAGUGACCAGCAGGAAAUACUCAGAGGAUAGUAUCAGCCUGACAUGCUGUGCUUUUAAUCUGUAUCCUCCUGUGGCCAUCCUGGUCUGGCUUCAGGGUGGGAAGCCAGUACAGCAGCAGACCUUUGGGUCUGGGACCAUUCUGCCCAGUGGUGACGGGACCUACCAGACCUGGGUGUCUAUUUGGGUUCUUCCUGGACAGGAGCCAGAGUUCACCUGCUGCCUGAGGCACUGCAACAGAACCAUUGAUGCCCCUGUUUUCCUUG